UCGCUUAUUAGCCACUAUGGACUCGGCGCGUCUCUGAAUCGGCCCAUUCACAGCCCACAAAAGAGUGUCCUCUCAAAGGCCAAACCCUCGCCGCCGCCCCCUCACUCCCCACCGGCGACCUGCCCAUCCGUUCACGCCGUACACCAUGGCGGCCUCCUCGGGUGUCGCCGGCGACGACCCGAUUUCUAGAUCCGCCUCGUCCAUCGUCGCCAGUGCAGUGAGCGGCUCCCACUUGCUCAAGAUCGUCGGCUACUCCCGCACUAAGGAGGUCCCCAAUGGCAAGCAGAUCCGCUCUUUCCCAUUCCGGGUCGGAGGCCGCACAUGGCAUCUGGAUUACUUUCCUAACGGGGCCAUGCCCGAGGACAUCGAUUUCAUAUCCCUCUAUCUCACCCUGGAUGAUACCGUUGCGAAAGACAAGGCCGUGAAGGCACAAGCCAAAUUCAGCUUACUGGACCAACAUGGGAAGCCGGUGCCAACGCAUAACUUCACUACCCAGAUCAGAGACUUUGCUGUGUGUAAAGGUUGGGGAAUCAAAAGGUUGAUCAAAAGGGAGGAAUUGGAGAAAUCAGAGCAUCUCAAGGAUGAUUCCUUCACUGUGAAGGUCGAUGUUACUAUCUUGAGCGACUUCCACGUGCAGGAGACACCAUCAAUUUUGGAGCCACCAUCCAUUUCGGUGCCACCACCUGACAUGCAACGGCACUUCGGGGAUCUCCUGUCGAGCAAGGUGGGCAUUGAUGUCAAAUUCCGAGUCGGCCAGGAGACAUUCUCGGCCCACCGUUUGGUGCUCGCGGCGCGGUCUCCGGUCUUCAGAGCAGAGUUCUUUGGGCCGAUGAAGGAGGGGACGAUGAGAGAGGCCAUACAAAUUGAUGACAUGGAAGCAGAAGUGUUUAAGGCUUUGCUUACCUUCAUGUACACGGAUGCACUGCCAGAUAUGGAUCAGGGAGAAGAAUGCGCCAUGGCUCAGCAUUUGCUUGUUGCUGCGGACAGAUAUGAUCUGGGCAGGCUGAAGUUGAUUUGUCAAGAUAAGUUGAGCAGUGGUAUCGAUACGAGCUCUGUGGCGACCAUCUUGGCAUUGGCAGAUCAGCACCACUGCCAUGAGCUUAAGGCGGCAUGCUUGAAGUUCCUCAGCUCACCGGCAAAUCUGGAUGUGGUCAUGGAGUCUGAAGGUUUUGAGUUAUUAACCAAGAGCUGCCCCGGUGUUAUGAAGGAUAUCCUCAGGUCCCAUGUUGCCCCUAGUUUACUUGGGAAAACAAAAUCAAGAGCAUCAGCAUGAGGUUUCAAUCAUGAUGUGAUCUGCAAUCAUCCGUCUAGGAAGUUUGUAAAAGGCCCUACAUGCUAUCUAAUGUAAUAGUAGAUUUAUGUGUAGCUUGGUUCUCACAAGGAUCUGAUGUCGUUGCUCCUUUUUGUUUGGUCAUCGUAUCCUUCGCUGAGAAUUAUUAUUAACGGUUUCACAAGUGCAAACUAAGAACCAUUUGCUAAUUAGUGAAGUUUAUAAGACUUUAAACUAGUUGAUCUUUACAU
This is a messenger RNA of Lolium perenne, 1521 nucleotides long. RefSeq names its product BTB/POZ and MATH domain-containing protein 1-like. The record is from RefSeq and is a predicted model, not a curated record. Gene Ontology annotation, biological process: protein ubiquitination. Gene Ontology annotation, molecular function: protein binding. NCBI's taxonomy places the organism in Eukaryota, Viridiplantae, Streptophyta, Magnoliopsida, Poales, Poaceae.